CAAAAACCCAUCGCCCGGUCACAAAUCCACUCAUGGCACCUGUGCAACCCUCACAAGAUAGCCUUGAUAGGCGGAAGGUCGUCGGUAUCAACGCCGAGACAGUCACGAACAUUACCUCUACCGAUUUCCCUGGACAUCAUGCGGGCGAAGAUCUUUCAUGGUCCCUUGACAAGUUUGCCAACAAUCUAAAGAUCCAAUUUCACCAGAACGAGGCAUCAGAAGCGACGUUCUCCCUGAUCGGCGUCGACGCUGCUAUCGCAAAUGCUUUCCGCCGCAUCCUCAUCGCCGAGGUGCCUACCUUGGCCAUCGAAAAAGUCUAUGUCUCAAACAACACCUCAGUAAUAGCUGACGAAGUCCUCGCGCACCGUUUGGGUCUCAUUCCGUUGAAAGGCAGCAUAUCUGGUCUGAAAUGGCUGAAGUGGUACAUACAAGCCAAUCCUGAGUAUGGCAUUCAAGGCAUGGACUUGUCAGAUUACAACACCAUUGUCCUAAAGUUGAACGUGCGAUGCGAGCGCAAUCCAAACGCCGACAAGAACGCAACGGAACCUGAAGAGAAAUAUAUCAACAGCAGUGUAUACUCGCGGCACAUCACUUGGGAACCAAUGGGGCAGCAUCAGGAGCGUUUCAAGGAUGGAGAAGUUAAGCCUGUCAGUCCAGACAUUUUGAUCGCCAAGUUGCGUCCUGGGCAGGAACUCGACAUGACCCUCCAUGCGCAUCUGGGUAAAGGAGGCGACCAUGCAAAAUUCAGUCCGGUGGCGACAGCAACGUACCGCCUGCUCCCGACGAUCACGAUCACAAAGCCUAUUCUAGGAGCCGAUGCCGUCAAAUUUCAGAAAUGCUUCCCGCCAGGCGUGAUCGGUCUCGAACGAGUUACACCUCUGGAGGGCGCUUCCGAUAAUCCCGAUUUCAAGGGCCGGGAGGGUGACGAGAAGGCGGUUGUGAAAGAUGCCAUGCGAGACACAGUUUCCCGCGAGUGCCUGCGCCAUGACGAAUUCAAAAACAAAGUCAAGUUGGGUCGUGUCCAAGACCAUUUCAUCUUCAAUGUCGAGAGCACGGGACAGUUCCCGAGUGACAUGCUAUUUGUAGACGCCGUGAGCGUGCUGAAAUACAAGGCAAAGAGAUUACUUCGAGCCGUCGAUGCCCUGGAGACGUGAAACGCAUUGGAACGAGGGUUUACGAUAUGUAUUGCAUGAAUCACGGCGUCUUUAGCAUUUGCAAGGUGUUUGUUCUAUGGCUCAAGAUACCUCUGGUUGAGAUGGAUAUGUCCAAAAAAAAGUUAUGCGCAUAUACAAGGUGUCUCAUUGUUC
Messenger RNA from Exophiala oligosperma, 1307 nucleotides. RefSeq lists its product as uncharacterized. Gene Ontology annotation, molecular function: DNA binding; protein dimerization activity. The record is from RefSeq and is a predicted model, not a curated record. Gene Ontology annotation, biological process: DNA-templated transcription. Gene Ontology annotation, cellular component: RNA polymerase III complex; RNA polymerase I complex. The coding region runs from base 33 to 1154 and encodes 373 amino acids. Lineage: Eukaryota; Fungi; Ascomycota; Eurotiomycetes; Chaetothyriales; Herpotrichiellaceae. The transcript has 2 exons.